GAGCACGAGGGCGCGGGGGCCGUGGCGGCCUCCGUGGGCGAGGUCGUGGGGCCAGUGGCCUUCAGCAGCCUCUGCGCGACGCGGGGCUGGCUGGAGACGGACAUGGCCAGGGCGUUCCUGCGCGCGUACCGCCAGGGGCGGCGCGAGACCGCGCUGUUGCCAGCCUCCCGCAUCGCGGAGGUGGUGCACGCGGUGACGGCUUUCCCCGCCGCCGACCCGGCAGUGCUGGUCGCGACCGUGAGAGCUUACCAGGCGAUGGGGACGUGGGACGGUGACGAGUCGAUCCCGCAGGGGACGUAUGACACCUUAUUGGAGGUAUUCGCCCACUGCGGGCUCGUCACCAAGAGCCACCCCUACGACGCAGCCAUUGUGAAGGUGGCCGAGUGA
Messenger RNA from Prorocentrum cordatum, 387 nucleotides. The record is from the annotation of a GenBank genome assembly. NCBI's taxonomy places the organism in Eukaryota, Dinophyceae, Prorocentrales, Prorocentraceae.